Cokeromyces recurvatus is the source of this 1389-nucleotide messenger RNA. RefSeq lists its product as uncharacterized. Gene Ontology annotation, cellular component: COG complex; Golgi apparatus. The coding region runs from base 1 to 1389 and encodes 462 amino acids. The transcript has 4 exons. Gene Ontology annotation, biological process: intra-Golgi vesicle-mediated transport. The record is from RefSeq and is a predicted model, not a curated record. NCBI's taxonomy places the organism in Eukaryota, Fungi, Mucoromycota, Mucoromycetes, Mucorales, Mucoraceae.
AUGAGGUUUAAUGCUAUACAAGAUAUUCUUCAGCUCUACAGAAAAAGGUCAGAUAAUGUCAAUCAUCGUAUCACACAUCAACUCAGAGAAAUAACAUGUAUCAUUCAACAUACAUUUCUACAAGUAUAUGAUAUAUUUAUCUCAAAGGAGAACAAACCUAUAAAGACACUUUUAGAGUCUUAUGUUGAAUCAUUUCAAAAAACGUUCUUAAUACCUUCAAAGUCAAGUCAUGGAAAUGAAACACCUAGUCAGCCUGCCGUUACUCGUUUAUUUUCACCAAGCUCAAGUGUACAUUUAAUUGUACGCUACUUACCUGAAACAAUACAAACAUAUACGCCUCAAUUUAAUCCUGAGCCUUUAUUACAAUUAAAGGAUGUUCAAACAUCAAUUAAAGCAUGGAUUCAAAAUGUAGAAUCAUUUUUAAAAGAAAAAUUAUCAGAGCUAUUUUUAUCUAUCCAAAGUCAAUCUGAGCUUGUUCAAAUCCGAUGCAAACUAUGGAAAUUAUUAGAGGACAAUGAAUCAAACAUAAAAAAUAAUAAGUGGGAAACAAGCAUUCAACAUUUAUUUCAGGACGAUUCUUAUUCUAUAUGGGGUAAUAUAUAUAGAGACAUUUUCAAUAAUCAAGCCAAGUGUAUUAUAGAUAGAGAUCUUGAAGCGUUAUCCUGUCAGCCUGAGACACAUGUUUGGCCUCAUUGUGUUACAGAUCCAAAAAAGAAUAUACCAUUGACAAUUCAUAUUUGGCCUAACUCUAAUGGGAAACAUCAAAGUGCAUUUACCUUACCCAAUCUUUCGUCUUCCAAAGAAAUUGAGAAAUUUAAAACCACUUUAAAAGAAACAGCACUUGAUAAAACUGACGCACUGAGUUACCUUCAAGAAUGUUUUGAUUCUACAUUAGCUAGAAUUAGAGAGGAUAUUCAAUCUCAUUUUAAUUAUUACGAUAAUGAUCAGUUUUAUGCCAAGUAUGAUAUAGAAAUGAUAAAAACAUAUUUCCAAGAUAAAUGCUAUGAAUCUGUCAUCAACUAUUCCAAUAGAUUAAUAGCUUUGAUUAAGCGUACCCAUGAAUGGACAGAUAAGAAAAAAAGAAAUGAAUUGUCUAUCUUUUUGGGACGUCUUGCAAAAAAUAUCGGAUUUGUAUCAAAGGAACUACCAAAGACAUUAAUUUUAUCAACUGAAGCUACACCUGUAUUUGAAUUACGUAGUAACAUUAUGAAAGAUCCUAAAUACACAGAUGUACAAAACAUUCUAUUAAAUACUUUUCAUGAUUCACAUAAAUUAUGGCUGACAUGGUUAGAGGAAGAGUUUAAAAAGAAAUUGAGCUCAUCUUUAUUCAGGUUAAAAUGGAAUGAGCAUUGCUCUGCUAUAAAUAUUUGGGAAAGUAAGUGUUUAUGA